AUGGCUUCGUGCGGCGGCCGGUUCGAGCAGUUCAUCGAAGAUGGGGAGGAAGACCUCGAGUCGUACGUCGAGCGGAUGGAACACUAUCUUCGAGCAACGAAGGUGAGCGACGACUUGAAAGUCUCGGUCUUCGUAGCGGCCAUCGGGAAGCAAGCGUACCGCACGUUGAAGACGCUGUUAACACCAGUGAAGCCACAAGAAAAGGACUAUGCGCAUCUGGUCGCGGUCCUCAGGGAGCAUUACGCUCCGAAGCCGAUGGUAAUCGCCGAGCGAUUCAGAUUCAACCGGAGGGCCCAGCUCGAGAAGGAAACGGUGGCGACGUACAGGGUUGAGUUAAAAAGGCUCGCGGCCACCUGCGAGUUCGGGCAGUUCCUGGAUGAAGCACUCCGGGACCGUUUUGUCGCGGGGCUAAAGGACCAGGCAGCCCAAGCAGAGCUUCUAAAAAAGAAAACUAACUUUUUCGGCGGCAUGCGACAUUGCCAGAAUGCAUUGAACUCGCACGAGCAGAGACCAAGAUAUUUCAGCCAGCAGCCUCUGAACAACUAG
This is a messenger RNA of Ixodes scapularis (black-legged tick), 546 nucleotides long. RefSeq lists its product as uncharacterized. Bases 1 to 546 code for a protein of 181 amino acids. The record is from RefSeq and is a predicted model, not a curated record. NCBI's taxonomy places the organism in Eukaryota, Metazoa, Arthropoda, Arachnida, Ixodida, Ixodidae. The transcript has a single exon.